UAGUCUAGUUACGAUGAAAUGGAAUCGUUUCAAUUCAACGUGGUCCAUGUUUGGAAGAGAGGUAUCUUACUCUACUCGAGAUCAAUAUUCAAUUCAUUCAGAGUAUAAUUAUUUUGGAUUUCUCUGCUCUUUUUUUGCUAGGAGAUUUCUCUACACUUCUUAUUCACUGUUUAGAAACCUUCCUUUCCAAAUCUUCCAUUGUUGUUUGUCGAUUUUGUGUUUUUUUCGCCGAAGCUCUGAAACCGAAUACAUACAUGACCUCCGCAAACGCACUGGCUUACUCUUCUCCAUUUCUCAGACUCCAUUGCUCCAUGCCUCGCCCUCCUAAUCGGUCGCGCCGAAAACCCAGAAGAACCUCCUUCUCAAAGCCCUCAUCUCCUUCCUCCUCACCCUUAUCCACCUUCUCCGCCUUUUCAGAUGUCUCCGACUCUAAAAUCCAGACUGUCAUCGACCUCGACCACCUCUACUACUCCACCAAACUCAACCGUUUCAUCGCCGCGGGCAAGGACGCUUACACUGACUUACAGACCCUAAUCACCUUCGACGACGACCGAAGGCUCGUCGUUUCGUGCCGCCGGUCCACGCUGCAUUUCGCGGGGAGUAUGGUCGUUUUGAGUUGUGUGGUCGUUUUGGGGUUCAGGGUAUUCUUUGGAUUGCUGAAGUUGGUUUCCAGGAGUAGAUUUGGGUCUGGAAGGUCAGCUCCCGUGGUUCGGAGGGAUAGGAGUCUUGGUGGGAAAGAGGUUGUGGUUGGGGCUGGGACUGGGACAAGAGGGAACUUUGUUUCGAGGGAAAAGGGGUUUGGGGGUUUGAGUAAUCCGUUAGAGUCGACCAAGGAGGAUGCCAUUGGUGGUUCCCAAAGGGCUCUGAAGAACUGGGCUCGGGUCGGGAAGAGGUUGCCCAAAUGGUGGCCAAAGUUGGAGAAACAUCACGAUUUAAUGACGGAUCAGCAAGAGUACCAGAGGGAAGCCAACAGAUUGGUUCGAGCAAUGACGGACAAUAGACUGAGCGGAAAGGACAUUGUGGAGCAUGAUAUCAUUCAAUUACGUCAAAUAUGCAGGACAUCUGGCGUACGAGUUUCCUUUGAUACAUCAAAUACACGGGAUUCCUUCUACCGUACAUCUGUUGAUUAUGUCCUAAAUGUUUGUGGCAGGGCGCCAAGUUACUCAUCCUUAAUUCAGAUUGAUGGCGAGGAUGUACGUCACUUUAUUGCUGGACUUGCUGAGGACAUUGGACUUGAAAACACUCGCGCUGGAAGAAUUGUGUCUGCUGCCGUGGCUGCACGCACACGUUCACGAUUUUUGCAGGCUUGGGCCUUGGAAAUGCAAGGUAAACAUGAUGAAGCAAUGUCUGAGCUGUCAAAGAUAUGCCUUAUUCUACGAAUAUUUCCUCCAGACGAAUCAUCACCUGAAAUGGAGAUGGUUGCUCGAGGCCUGGAGAAGAACUUGAAAGUAGAACAGAGAGAAUUUUUAAUGAGUAUGCUGAUUGGAUUUUGUGAUGAAGAAAGUCAGAGAAGCGCAGCAGAAGCCCUGGGUUUGAUGCCAUCUGCUGGUGGUGAUCUACAAUAGAACAAGUACAUUAUGAAGGUUUUGUGCGGCUAGUGUGGCAAAAACUUUGAUGGAUUGUGUGUUGACUACGAAAAUUGUGGGUAGGGAUCAUUUAAUUUCGCUCGUUAGAUGUUUUUUUUUACUUGUUUCUCUUUCGUUUUGGUGAAAGAGAAACAUGUUUUUGUGGAUAUGGUCCUUGGACUUUUGAUAAUAGUUUAUCUCACUGGAAAAAUUAACUAGAAUUGGAGACAAUCAGAAACUCAAAUAUGAAUUGUUGUCGUUUUGGAAGUUACACAUAUUACUAAACCAUUGACAAGAGUGGUUAAGGCCGUGAAGAUUUACACAUAAUAGGUAAUAAGAAAACUCAGCUCCAAGAGCCUUGAUAAUUUUAUUAUUUUAUUAACUUAUAUAGUGAAAUACAAGAAGAUUCUAGAAGAGGUACACCUCAUUACACUUAUUACAAUACCUAACAAUAAAAGGGAAUAUUCCUUAAAAAGGUAAAACAGAAAAGAUGCCUUCAAUGCUAGAACCGUAGGUGAUUUCUCAAUAAUGACUUGUUAGUAGCUGACUUGAUAAAAGUUGUUAAAUGGGAUUGGUGACUUGUCCCAUGUUACCAUUUCAUUUCUUAACACCUCCUCUCAAACUAAGUGGGGAUUGCACCACACUUACUUUGUCAACAAGAAAUUAAAAUCUAGUACCAGUGAGACUUUUGGUCAAGCAAUUAGCUACUUGGUCAUGUGAGGUAACAUUUCUAACUUCCAAUUGUUUGUUCAGUAUCUUGUUUCUAACAAAGUGCACAUAAAGUUCAAUGUGCUUUGUUCUUGCAUGAUAAACCAGGUUGGAAGUUAAUGCACUAGCUCCCAUGUUAUCACACCAUGUGAUUGCAGCCAAAGGAAAUUUGAUUUCUUAUAGCAGGGACUGAAUCCAAGUCAUCUUUGCAGAAACUUGAGUGAGGGUUCUAUAUUUAGACUCAAUAACUGGAUCGAGACACCACAAGUUGCUUUAUUGAGGACCAUGAAAUUAGUGUAUCACCUAAAUAAACACAAUACCCUGUUGUUGAUCUUCUGUCAUUUGGGUAGCUUGUCCAAUCUGCAUAUGAGAAUCCCAUUAGGCUAAGUUUUCACAAACUUUGAUAUGAAAACCAUGAAAUGGUGCGCCUUUAAGGUAUCUCAAUAUGCGCUUGACUGCACUCCAAUAUGCUGUUGUAGGAGCUUUGAGAAAUUGACUUAGCUUAUUUACAACAAAGCUCAAGUCAGGUCUUGUGUGAGUAAGGUAUUGAAGAGCUCCAACAAGACUUCUAUAUUCUGUAGGAUUUUCUAACAGGUCACCAUGAGAACUAGACAAUGUUAUUCCAACAGUCAUUGGAGUUGGGCAUGGUUUCAAAUGCAACAUUUGGUUUUCUGCAACAAUUCAUGAAUAUAUUUACCUUGGUUGAGAUAGAUACCUGUCUCAUCUCUAGUCACUUCAAUUCCCAGAAAAUAUUGCAGUAACCCCCAAGUCUUUUAGAGCAAAUUUCUUGUUUAAUUUAGCAUCAAAUUGUCUUAACUUUGUUAAGUUGUUACCAAUAAUAAUUAUGUCAUCGACAUAAAUUAAUAUUA
Cannabis sativa is the source of this 3142-nucleotide messenger RNA. RefSeq lists its product as uncharacterized. Bases 255 to 1565 code for a protein of 436 amino acids. The record is from RefSeq and is a predicted model, not a curated record. NCBI's taxonomy places the organism in Eukaryota, Viridiplantae, Streptophyta, Magnoliopsida, Rosales, Cannabaceae. The transcript is spliced from 8 exons.